AUGUAUGCUGAAAAUGAAAUUGAUCCUGAAAAGCUUGCCCCCGAAAAUUUUUCAAAAGCCUCAGAAAGAGCUCAACUCAUGCAUCUCGACCCAGUAGCUGUUGCUAAAUACUUUAAUACUAUUAUUCAAGCGAUUAUUAAUAUUUUGAUUGGAUGUAAUAAAAAAAAUAAUGGCAUAUUUGAAGCUGUAAAAAAUUAUUAUAGUGUUGUUGAAUAUCAAGACCAUGGUACUCCUCACUGUCACAUGCUCAUUUGGCUUCAUGAUGCACUCGACCUGAUCUUGUUAUGCCAAAAACUUAAAAAUGACAAUGAAUUUUGGCAUUAUUUAUUAAACUAUAUUAGUAAUAUUGUUCGAGAAGAUAUUAACUAUCUCUGCAAGAAAGGUGAACUUAUAACCAAUAAGAUGGUUAAAGCUGAAUGUUUAACCCCUAAAACAAUUCUUGAAAAACAAAUGCACUUUUCUUUUCUACCAAUACCUGAUCCCAGAUUACCUGACUUCAAGAAAAAAUUUUGCUUAGAUUUACUCACAAUUUGUAAACGUACACUUUUUCAUUACUGUACGAAAGCAUGUAAAAAAUUUAAUCGUGACUUGCAAAAGCAUUGCCGAUUUGACUUUCCGAGAGAACUUGUAGAUCCACCAGAUAUAAUCUUUCCUGAACAGAGAGUCAUUGCUAUUCAACAUAUAAGUGCUUAUUUCAACAACCAUAACUCUUAUAUAACAACUGCCUGUAGAGGCAACAACGACAUUAAAUUUAUAUCUACCCAAAAACUUGCACUAGCUUGCAUUCACUAUAUUACCGAUUAUAUUACCAAAUUAGAUAUUAGCACAUACAGCUCUUUUUUGAUAUGUGCCUCUAUUCUAGAAACUUUUUUAGACCAAUUAUCUAAUAAUGAUUCAUAUAAUCUUAUAGAUAAAUCACUCAAACUAAUAACUAAAUACCUCAAUAAAAUGACUGGUCAAACAGAACUUACAAGCCCACAAGUUUCUGCGUACUUGUUAGAUAUAGAUGAUCAUUAUACCUCUAACAAAUUCGUAAAUAUCUAUCUUCAAACUUUUAAAUCUCAUCUCAUGAAAGAAUGA
Molecule: messenger RNA, 1080 nt
Organism: Cetraspora pellucida
Lineage: Eukaryota; Fungi; Glomeromycota; Glomeromycetes; Diversisporales; Gigasporaceae
Source: the annotation of a GenBank genome assembly